AUGUACAAAACCAACUACGAACUUUAUAGCAGCCGCGAAAGCCUUGAUAGUCGCCGCUCACCACUCCCCGAGGAACUUCUCUCUCCACUCGCCGAGCUUUAUCCGCAUGUCGCUGCCCUCCAGCCUCGUUACAAUCCCAACACUUACACCUUUAUCGGCUAUCAAGACACGGAGUACUGGGCUUCUGCCUACACCACUCGAUCGGAAGAGGAGUCUUCUCAGUCAUCGCGUCGAGAAUCAUCUUGUCGCUUUGUCUCGAAACUUUCCAAACUUCGUCGCUUCUUGAGACGCGAUGAUCUUGCCAAACGUCGUCGAUCGGAGAUGUCUUCUUCCAUGAACUAA
This is a messenger RNA of Penicillium oxalicum, 342 nucleotides long. RefSeq lists its product as uncharacterized. The transcript is spliced from 3 exons. The coding region runs from base 1 to 342 and encodes 113 amino acids. NCBI's taxonomy places the organism in Eukaryota, Fungi, Ascomycota, Eurotiomycetes, Eurotiales, Aspergillaceae. The record is from RefSeq and is a predicted model, not a curated record.